Messenger RNA from Oppiella nova, 3035 nucleotides. Lineage: Eukaryota; Metazoa; Arthropoda; Arachnida; Sarcoptiformes; Oppiidae. The record is from the annotation of a GenBank genome assembly.
CACAAUCUGAAACCGAAAGCAGUGAAUGCGGACGUAAUUGAUGUGUUAGCGCGCAAAGAGAGUGCCUCUCAUUGGUUGUUGACUGGUGUCGGUUGACUCUCGUGAACGAUUGGCGCAAAGCAUUCAUUCAUUGACACAACGAUUCAAACGAAAGCAACGACUCAUCCAUUCAUUGCAUGCAGUGUUCAACUCAUUGUCAAUGUCUUCACACAGUCUUCAUAACCACAUCUGAAUCAGUGAUCACUCGCAUCUCAUCCAACCAUCGCAGCAAUGGUGCCGCCACUGCGCGAGAGACCAGCGAAGACCCCGUCGAAGAAGACGGCGCCUCCCACUCGACCCAAACCUACCCCUCAGAACAGGUCCGCCAAAGAGCCCGUCCAAGUGUUCUGUCGGUUGAGACCUCUUAGCAAUUACGCGGAUGUGGUGGCCGUCCAUCGCGUGGCCACUAAUAACACAUUACUUCGUUUGUCUCCUCCCGACAAACGCAAUGAACUCUUCUAUAAAUUCAAACAAGUCUUCAGCGAAAACACGUCUCAGAAGGAGAUCUUUACGGACAUAGCGUUGCCAUUGGUCUCCGAUUUAGUGAACGGCAAAAACGGCCUUCUGUUCACGUAUGGCAUCACCUCUUCGGGCAAGACGUAUACCAUUGCGGGAACGCCUUCAGAGCCGGGAAUACUUCCCCGUUCUCUGGACUUACUGUUCAAUACAUUGAUUCAAAACAACAUUCAGAGCCGUAAAUAUGUGUUCAAACCGGACGGCAGUAACCAUUUCGUGAUUCAGGCGACGCCCGACGCCAUCCUUCAGAGCCAGAGAGAGCAGAGGGAGAGAAACGUCUUGAAGACACCAUCACAGCCGACAUUCACUCCAAGAGCCACGCGUUCGGCCAAAAAGAAGGAGAAUAACGAGGAAUGGGACCAACGGUUCAGGGAAUCGACAGUCAUUUCGGACAUAAAUUGUGAUAACCAUUACGCCAUCUUUAUAUCAUAUGUCGAGAUCUACAACAACUAUAUCUACGACUUGUUGGACGAGACCACUGAUUACCUCAAAGCCAUACGUCAGCCGCAGUCGAAAGUGUUGCGCGAAGACGCCAGACGUCGAGUGUUUGUCAACACCGGCACAGAAGUGGAGGUGAAGAGUGCCGACGAGGCGUUCGAGCUCUUCAUAAAAGGCGUCCGAAGGCGUCGUAUGGCACACACGAGCCUCAACACCGAGUCGAGUCGCUCGCACAGCGUGUUCACCAUUCGCGUGGUUCAGGCGCCCAUCGAUGCCAACGGCGCUGAAGUGAUCCAAGACGACCGCUUUCUGGUGACGAGUCAGCUAUCGGUUGUCGAUUUGGCCGGAAGUGAGCGAACGGUUCGCACCAAAAACACUGGCGAUCGGCUUCGAGAGGCCGGAAGUAUUAACAACUCGUUAAUGGCUUUACGUAAUUGUAUCGAUAUUUUGCGAGAAAACCAGAUGAACGGCACCGCCAAAGUGGUUCCCUAUCGCGACAACAAGUUAACCCAUUUAUUCAAAAGCUAUUUCGAAGGCGAAGGAAAGGUUAAAAUGAUUAUAUGUGUCAACCCUUCACUCGACGAUUACGACGAGACUUUGCAUGUCAUGAAGUUUGCGGAACACUCUCAGGAUGUGUUGAUUUCAAGAAGUGUCAAUCGAUUUAAUUUUCGCCAAACAGUCCCAAAACUAUUCGACAAUUUGGGUUCAGUUGACUUGGCGGCCAUUAACGUGGUGGGGCCUGCCUUUCCUAAUUGCUAUCUCGAAGAUCCAGAAGACGAUAAAGUGUUCCCCGAAUGGAUUGAAUGCUUAGAACAACGAAAGAGGAAUAAAGAGAUGAAAUUCGAGGCACACAAACAGAACCAACUGAUUGUCCGGCAAAGAGUGGCUGAGAUGGAGAGAGAGAACAUGUAUUUGAAAAACCAGUUGUCUGUAAUGCAGAUGGAUUUGGCCGCCAGAGAGGGUCAGGUCAAAGACUAUGAGAAUAAAUGCUUUCAAAGUGAAAGGUAUGGCGAGUCUUAUCAAAAGAAAAUGUCAGAAAUGGACCGCAAUUUGAAAGCAAUGCAACAGUGUUUGGACGACAAGUGCAGAGAAUUAAGUACUUCAGAGCUCGAGAAGGAGCGCAUGAAAGCCAAGAUGAGGGAAAGGCUGGACUCGGAAAGGGAUCGACUGAAGAGUAUAUUCGAGCGCAUUCUGGCUGAGAAGCAGAGCCAACUGGAAAGGGAGCAAUGCGUCGCCAAAGAUAAGAUGAAUUUAGUGAAGCAGAUAUUGAACGCCGACUCCAACACCGACUACUUCCGCGACUAUUUUAUGUAUCCCACCUCUCACUCAGCCCUUAGACCCAGUGUUCCCAAUGCGCCCUCCAAUCCCUCCAACGGUAUCGACAGUCAGGCGAGUACUCGGACUCCACAAGCGAAGUACGAUUUGGCCGUCAAUUCAAACACUAAGUCGAGUACUCCUCAAACUAUUGGGAGUUUAGGAGGCGAUGGAACGCCAGCUCACAAUCCCCCUCCAGUUUGCAAUCCGAGACACAGGCGUUCCCUUUCAAGCGGUACUGAGCGUUGGAUAGAUCACAGACCCGCCGGUACUAUCGAAUUGGGAACAGUAAUGCGACCGAAAAUCAAAAACAAGAAAUCGGUCUCUAAUUUGAAGGCCGCAGACAUAAAAGACGCCUCAAAGUAUGCGCUGACACACCACGAGGCAGACAUCAAUGGACAGGUAGAGACUCAGGUAUUCAAAGGAGAAGUGAUUCCUUCGAGCAGUGGUGGCUCACAAGUCAUCUUCAACGACGUCGAGACUCUAAAACAAGGCUCCCCUCCCAUUAGGAAACGGACUGUUAGUGACACUCGACUCUUGUCUCCCAAUUUGGCUGCCAAUCAAGUGAUCACAUCAGCCGAACUCCACAACCAACCGGUCAACCCUUUCUCUAAACGAAGUCGCCGUUGAUUUCUAUAGAAUUUAAUUCAUGUUUUAAAACUCAAUUUAUAUCAAAACAGUAUUUAAAUGAUUAUUUUAUUACUUUUAUGCUUUAAGUCUCUUUGAAU